CUCUCUCUCUGCUCGUCUCGUCGCCCACUCCCACCACUUCCCCUCCCCUUUCAGGAAAAACCCCAACUCCAACCAGUCUUAACUCAAGCUCCACUCAACCCCAGCCUCAUCAAACCCUAACCCCAGCGUGUCCCCAAUGGCGACCCUCCGCGCGCGCAAGCGGGGGCGGGGCGGCGCCGGCGCCGGCGCGGCGGCGGUGCUCGGGGCGCUCGGGCUCGGGGGCUUCGCGGGGCUCGACCUCCACCGCGCGGCGCCCGCGGGCGAGGCCGAGCUCGAGCAGCUCGCCGCGGCGUACGACCGCGCCUCGGGCCGCAUUUCCGUCUCCAUCCGCGGCGCGGGCGUCUCCGCCUCGCCCGCGGACCUCGCGGCCGCCCUCGGGCUGCCGCUCGGCCCGGCCGCGCUGGGCCCCGAGGUGGACGCGUCCGUGUUCCGCUCCGAGGAGGCGAUCGCCGCCGCGAGGGGGUUCCUCCGCGAUCGCGUGCUGCUGGGAGGCGGUGGUGGUGGUGGCCGGGAGUUGCCGGGGGAGGCUGCGGUGGCGCUGCGGCUGGUGGAGGAGGGGAAGGCUUACGCGGUGGAUUGGUGCCGGUUGUUUUGGGAGUUGCUGAAGAUGGAUUUGGUGAGCGGGAAGCCACGGCGCUACGCGCCGCACCUCCUCCGUCUGAUCGAGUACCAAAGGCCCGAGCUUUUCGCCGAGGUUGAUGGGAGUUCGCCUCUUGGGAAAAGAAGGAAAAGCGCGGCGUUUUCGCGGCAAUGCCAGUGGGAAGAUGAAAAGGAGACGGACUUGAUUGACGCAGAGUGUGGAGAUUCUCGUACCCAGGCGGCUGAAGCAGAGGUGGAGAGGAGCAGCCAGAGCAUUGGAGACUUGGAGGAGAUGCCAGUUUUUGGAGAGCGCAAGCAAUUCAAUGCUGUUGAUCUUGUGGGUUACAAAAGUUCAAUUGUUGGAUUGGGGGAAUGGAUCCAUGGAGUGAACGAGGGAAAUGCGGAGCUUGGAUCUCAGAAAAGCUUGCCUUCAGAAAUCGAGGUUUCGGGCUGUGAGAUGGGAGGUAAUGCUGCUGCUGGUUUGACCGCCAAAGAUCAGAGCUCGAAUGAUUCGUCUCUCCUUAGCCUUCUUCGCACAAUGGAUGAGCAAGAUGACUCCUCAAGCCAUCAGAAUGUGAUCUCCGGGGCCAAGCCCCAACCAGGGCCAAAUCAGCAGAGCAUAAUUGAGAUCGAAGAUGAAGAGGAUGACGAUGAUGAUCAGGUGGGUGUUGGUCAUGUCCCUCCCAACAUUCAAAAUGGACAUUUUGGCCUCAACAAUUAUUUUGUGCAACAGAGGGCAACAGAAGGCUUUCAAAAUGAUCAAACGCUUCCAUCUUUCCUUGCCUGCACACAGCAAAUUAAAGCUUGCAUGGAUGACAACUUCUUGGAUAAGAUGAAGGCUCUCAUGGAUGCUCGAGCUGCUAACCAGCGCAUGAUUAACAUGAUAACACAAAAGGAUUAUAUGAUUGCAGCCACCAAGAGGGACAUACUGGAGGAUCUUGGAGCAAGGCACGUUAUGAUCAGUCAAUUCGAACAUGACAUUGAAUUGAUGCGUCUCACCAUUCAACAAUACCGAAAGUUGUUUGAGAACACUUCUGCUGCAUAUCUAGAGUAUAGGAACAGGAUGUCACGUGAGGAGGGUGAUGGUUCAUCUCUGGAAGUUAUUGGCAUAGCUGAUGAGACGGAGCAAUUUGUUAGGAUGCAGCAACUGGACAUUUAUCAGAGGCUUAAUAAGUUUCAAAAGCUUUGGCUCACGAAAUAUUCAGAUCUUGUUGGGCAUUUGACAAGAGUAGCAGAAUGCAUGACAUACCUCAGUAAUGGACUGCAAAGACUGAAAGAUUCAACAACAAUUCCCGACCUUAACAAUGGCUUGGAAGGCGAAGAAUUGGGCAAAGAAUUGCUGAGUAAGACAAAAGAUGCAGAGCGGGAAGGUGAAGGGGAUCAUUGCAGUAGCGCUGUAGUGAUAGAUGAAUUAGCACAACCUGAUCAGAGGAAUGAUAAGGAGAGCAUGAUUGUCAAUGGAGUUUCUGGAAUCUGCAACGAAGAUGAGGUGUAGCUUCACAGGGCACAAGUUAGACAAGAAUGUUCUGUUGAUGGGUUUAACCUAGAGUCAGUUAAUUGUCUAGGGUUUGGUCAUGUGGGCCUCAACAGUUGCCCUAAUUAAUUACUAUGUUAAAAUGGUUUAGCCGUGGAUAUUGGAUGGUACUGUGACUAUGGUCAACAACUUUGUGCAUGAAUGACUUCUGGCACCUUGCUAUUUUUA
Molecule: messenger RNA, 2281 nt
Organism: Oryza sativa Japonica Group (Japanese rice)
Lineage: Eukaryota; Viridiplantae; Streptophyta; Magnoliopsida; Poales; Poaceae
Source: RefSeq, a predicted model, not a curated record